Camellia sinensis is the source of this 891-nucleotide messenger RNA. NCBI's taxonomy places the organism in Eukaryota, Viridiplantae, Streptophyta, Magnoliopsida, Ericales, Theaceae. The record is from RefSeq and is a predicted model, not a curated record.
AUGGCCAGGCCAAUGCAUUCCACAUUUGCUGCUUUUUGCUUGUUCGCAGUCCCUAUCACCAUAGUCUUGAUUUUCAUUCCAUGGUUGGUGGUGUUGGUUGAGUCGGUGACUCUACAAUCGGAUAUAGAUGCUCUUCACAGCGUGAAGCAAGCAAUUGAUUCCAACACAAUUCCAGCAUCUUCAUUUCUUAAAACUUGGAACUUUCAGAUGGAUCCAUGCGAGAAUCCGGGGCCACACUUUCUAGGAAUCUUAUGCACAGUUCCUGUUGACAACUCAAGCAGCAGCAACCGAGUACUAGCAAUUAAUCUCGACCAAGCUGGAUGUGAUGGAUUUUUGUCACCGGCAAUCGGUAACCUCUCAGAGCUCACCACACUUAACCUCAACAAGAACAAUUUUAGACGCCCCAUACCAACUACCAUUACCAAUCUAGUGAAGCUAACCACACUUUCACUCUCUGAAAAUUUUUUCACCGGCAAUCUCCCUCCAAGAAUCGAUAGGCUCAAGAGCCUUAAGGUUCUGGAUGUUUCACACAAUGUACUGUCCGGCUCAAUCCCGAGACUGCUUUUUUCUGAAUUCAGAAGCUUAACCCUCUUAAAAUUGUCGAACAAUCUAUUCACUGGUAGAAUCCCUGUAGUCAUUGGAUUAUGGCAGCUUGACACCUUAGAUCUUAGUGGGAACCACCUCUCUGGGAAUUUGUCACAGUUUCCUCCAAACUUAAGAACACUUUUACUAGGCCACAAUACUCUCUCUGGCAGUAUUUCACCAGUAGCGAGGCUUAAAAGCCUCCAAGCAUUAGAUCUGAGUGCUAACAGGUUUUCUGGUUCAAUAAGCCAUGAAAUCCUCACAUUACCUAAUUUGAAUCAUGUAAACCUUUCGAUUAAUAGCUUCUGA